AUGCCAAGUCAAGUGAUCAACGAUGCAAAACCAUUUAUCAGACUUCCUUUUCCACCCACUAUUAAUCCACAUGAUCUUAUCACGUUUUCGAAUGGAAAUUGUACUCCAUCUCGAGCUCCCAAUGCAUUUAUCAUCUAUCGAAAAUUGUUUAUUAAGACCGCAAAGAACGAAGGAUAUACACUUCCAAUGACAGUAAUUUCCUCGAUGGCAUCAAAGUCUUGGGAACAAGAACCGGAAAUUGUAAGAAUAGAAUACAGAAGAAUUGCAAAAGAAGCAUUCGAAUAUCGAAAUGAACUUUUUCCUAGAGCUAAACGCGGGGGAAAAAGAAAAACCUGGAAUUUGAUUAGUUUCGAUCAUAAGUCGGAUCGAAAGAAUGAACUUUGUAAAUCAUUAAAUGAGCCAUUGAAAAUGCAGCAGAAAGUGGACGUGCCGGUUUCAUUUCCUGACUUCAAUUGUCCUUCGCCAGUUCUAAAUCCCGGAUUAUUUUCCGAGUUUACAAAUUACAUUUACCCCAGCCCGGAUCUGACAGUUUCCAGUGAAUUUAGCUCUCCAGACAUUAAUUCUCCACUAAUUUCAGUUGAAAAUCCCUAUAUUAACUCCCCAAUCCAAUCUGAUGGGUUUAGCUCUCCCGACAUAGGCGAAGAGUUUGAAUUCAAUCCAAAUAUUAAUUCGUCAACCAUAUCUCUUGAAAAAUAUCAAACUAAUUCACCAAUUCAAGCCGAAGAAUACUUUUACUCUUCUAAUACGGAUGUUUAUACCGAGAACUCAUCAUUUAUUGGUUUUUUCGAAAACCAACUUGGUCUUGGGAUCUUCGAGUCAGAGAAUGUUAGCGAAAACAACCGAGACCUUCAAGAGGAAAAUAUAACUGAUUCUUCAUUAUUGAAUAAUUCUUCGAAUGCCUUCCCCCAAUUAAAUACCGACAAUCAAAGUGAUAACACUCAAAUUCCAUUAUCGGAUUUGUUAUACUCAUUAGACUCAACUCCAGUUUUCAAUGGAGAUUUAACAAACUCCGAUGUUGCAGACUGUCUUUUUGAUUUG
Acaulospora colombiana is the source of this 1038-nucleotide messenger RNA. The record is from the annotation of a GenBank genome assembly. Lineage: Eukaryota; Fungi; Glomeromycota; Glomeromycetes; Diversisporales; Acaulosporaceae.